Molecule: messenger RNA, 1413 nt
Organism: Diachasmimorpha longicaudata
Lineage: Eukaryota; Metazoa; Arthropoda; Insecta; Hymenoptera; Braconidae
Product: odorant receptor 9a-like
Exons: 9
Coding region: 92-1288 (398 amino acids)
Biological process (GO): detection of chemical stimulus involved in sensory perception of smell; sensory perception of smell
Cellular component (GO): plasma membrane
Molecular function (GO): odorant binding; olfactory receptor activity
Source: RefSeq, a predicted model, not a curated record
UGAGCCUAAAAGAGUGGGGGAGAAAUAUAAUCGAUACAGAAUAACAUUUCGUGGCAACUGUGAAGCAGAACUUGACUGGAGCAAAGCCGAUAUGGACAUGAUACACGAUGAAGUGGACUUUUGGGAUCAACCUUACUACUGGCUAACCAAAACAGUUCUUCGUGCAUCUGGUUAUUGGCCCUAUCAGUCGCCGAGGGAACGCAUAAUAUGCCGAGCAAUACUGCAAUUUCUGUAUUGGAUACAAAUUAUACCAGAGAUCGCAGUUGUUAUACGGCACUUUGACGAUGCUGAUCUGGUGAUGGAAACGCUGAGUUCAUUUCUGAUUGACGUCGUGGUCAUGGCCAAUGUAUGUACCUUCGUCGUACAUGGUGAUAAGAUUUCUCAGAUUCGAAAUCUCUUGGAGCAGAUCAAGCAAAACUGGAGAAUAUUUCCGAAAAACAACGGCUUAUCCCUCCUCCAUCAACACUCUGAAUCCGGAAAGAUUAGAUCCAUAGUAUAUGCAGCCUACCUCGGGGCCGCGUGGGUGGUAUUUGUUAGUGAGCCAGUUCAUUUCAGACUAAUUCGUCUCGUCAUACCAUCCAAUAAGACCUUAGUCUUGAGGUUCGCUAUACCAGUGGACUAUGGUCCACUUGACGUGGAAAAAUACUAUUACACUAUUUUACUAGUGGGCGCUAUUUCCAUACUUGCUAUUGUUAUCCUGGUAAUCGCUGCUGACGUUUUGCUAUUUCUAUAUUCACAUCAUGCAUGUGGAUUACUCGCCGCAGUGGGAUUUGCUAUCGAGAACUUACCGGUCGCUGAUGCUUCGGAGAAGAAGACGAGAGAUCAUGAGUACCAGUACAUGAAGAAGUGCGUUAUACUCCAUAGCAGAUCCAUUCAAUUUUCAGACACUGUCGAGGAGAUCUUUCGAUGGAAUAUCUUCAUGACGAUUGGAAUCAACAUGAUUGUCAUCAGCAUGACUGCAUUUCAGGUUGUGACCAAUUUCAAUACAUUACCUAGACUUGUCAAGACUCUAGUCUUCGCUGUGGGUUCAAUACUGCAUCUGUUUAUCCAGUGUUAUAUGUCAGAACAGAUCAUAAAUCACAGUCUUGGCAUUGGACAUAGCUUGAUGAACGCAAAAUGGUAUUGUGCUACGAGUGAAACCAAGCAAUUGAUGCAAUUUAUGCUGAUGAGAAGUCAUGUUCCAUGUCAAUUGACUGCUGGCAGCAUGUUGCUGAUAUCUCUGGAUACCUUCAGUUCUGUCAUCAGAACUUCUGUGAGUUACUUCAUGGUAUUCAUGGAUAUGCAGUAAAUCGUGAAGAAUUUGGGAAGGAAUCUUAUCGUUAAAAAUGCCUGAGAAAACCAAUAUGAAGUUAUGUGCUUGGAGAAUAUCGGUAAAACAUGUACGAAAACAAUUGUAACUGGCAAUGAUUGUAA